AGAAAUACACACCUGAUGCCGCAUGUUGAGACGGUAUUAGAUCAUUGUGAAAAGUUAGGCUUUUUGAACGUUUCAUUUGAUAUGAAAGUUAUGGCUAUUGCCAUGAAUGACAUUCUAGGCUACUCCUACACACAGAGUAAGUUCAUAGAUCUAGCAGAACAGAAGCUGGCAAAAAGCGUUGAGAUGAUGUACAAGGUACUCAACAUAGAAGAAAAAGAUUUGGACCGUCGUAUAAAGAAAAAGCUUAAAGAUAGGAACAAAGUCAAGAUCUUUGCUGAUGAGAAAGCUGAGUUCAUAUAUGACAAGCUCAAAGGUUUAGGGGAUACCUUGGUCGACAAACUUGUACUUAACACAGUCCUCAACACAGCUGAUGUGAAACUCAUGAAAUCAAAAGUCAAAAAACUCCCAGCCUUAUUGUCGCAAAACAGAACCAACGAGAAAAUAUACAAUUCACUUGUAAAUAAAAAACUGGCGAUACCACAAGAGGUUAUGAAAUCUGCAUAUCUACCUGAACUUUUCGCGUCUGUUUUAUACAGUCAUGGACGCAUGUAUUUCUACAAGUCCGAACGCCCGAAGAGUAAAACAAAUACAUUCAUAUCUAAUAUACAUCUUGCGUCCGCCUUGUGUAAAAAAAUCGAGAAGGAAACGACUUAUGUAGUCCUACACAGCAUAUUAACGCAACGUAAUGGCCUGGUGUAUCUUUACUCUGAGGAAACUGACGAGUUCGGUGAGGAAAAAGAUAACAAGACGAAACUAAAGGAUCUUUAUAAAGGCAAGGGUGAAUACGAAGAGCUGAGUAAGCGGACUGAUAAAGAGGAAUGGUUUCAACAUGGAAUUCUUAAGGUUACUAAAAAUGAUCCGUUUCACAAGUGUAAGUGCUUGGAAAAGGGCAUCUAUAUAUGUACAGAAAUCUUGAAGUUGGAGCAUGAGAAAGAAAAACGUGAAACGAUAAUCAAAGAAGGGACAGUAAAGAUAGAAGAGUUCAUGAAGAUACUUAAGGAAGAAGAAACGGAAUCGAAGCUGCAUAAAGCAGCAGACUUUUUCGUUGUCACUGCAGAGUUCUACGCAGAAGCUAAAUGUUUUGAGGAUGCAUCUAAAGUGUACAAAGAAGCAAUUGAACGAUGCAAGACAUCAGACAUACUUAGCGAUGCUGAGUGGAAGCAAUAUGGUAAAUGGUGCCUGGGUUUAAUGCGUGUUGCAAAACAAAAAAAUACAAAGAAAGCGGUAUCCGAAGCAGAGGAAGUUGUUGAGGAUUUUUGCAAAAACGCCCCGAAAGAAUUAGUCGAGAAACUCGGGAUGAGGAAAUAGAUGCACCAACGGUAACCCUAAGCUGAUGACCAUAUUCUUUUUUUCCUCCGAUGAAUUUCAAAGAUACAUUUCAAUAAGUAAAUUUUGUUGGGUAAAUACUUGGUGCUUUCUCCUCUUCUAAGUAUUUAUAUUAUGUUCCGACCAUAAUUAUUUUGUCAUUUAUCAGGUAUUCGUUUUUUAGUUUAUAAACAAUAAUUUAUAAAAUACUGUUCCUGGUCACCCAUGGUGAUGGUGUUAAACCACCAAUAUGAAAAGAAUAAUGGCAGAUCGGCGAUUACAAUUGGUGCGUGAAAUGGCGUGUUUUAUUGCAUUAUCCAUGCAUGUGUAUAUUUCAGGGAUGGAGAGGUUAAUGAACUUACGUAUUUCCUAUAGUCUGGCGGUAAAAGAUAUCAUGGAGAAAUCUCGUUGUACACUACAGGCCGAUUUUCUACCUCUUGUGGAUAUUGACUCCUUACCUAACCAUGCAUGGUUUUGUUACAAUGGGGUUAUAUUAACAAUUGCAAUAAUAAAUUAAUAUUCUCGACGGUGUUCUUCAACAAAGGGUGAAGAACUUCACAGAGUAGUAAAUCCCAACGAAUAAAGUAUUUAUGAAACUCUAUGUAUCACAAUAUAAUAUAAUCUACUCUACCCUUCUUCAAAUAAUAAAACAGACAUUUGAGAUAUAUCGGGUCCAAAAAAUGAAUCGCUUUUGACAAGUAUUUUCUCGGCAAUUGAUAAAUCACAUUCACUGAAAAUUUGUAAAAAGUAGCCCAGGAGUAUAAUUGGCAAGUUGUACAAAUAUUAAUGAGCUAAAAAGGUCAAGUAAAUGUUGGGAGUACUAAGAAAUUCAAAAUAGCAUGUCAAAAAGCCAUACCGGAGCUCUAUAGAUGAGACCUCCAUAGUGUUUGUGCCAGCUAUCAGGUGAUAGUAUCUGUCAAUUAGUCAAAAUAGCGUGUCUGUGUGUCAUGUCUAAUUGAUUUGUUUCAUUGUUCCAAAAUAUCCAAAAUCCCUUCAUUCUCAAAAUUCAUUGGAGCUGAUAUUGUUAGAAUAAAUUAAUUAGAAUAAAAAUAUUUUUUGCUUGGAAAUGGAUUAAUAAGAAAUUGGUUAUUUUGACAUACUGUCUUUAAUUCAACAAUACUCACAUAAUAUGUAUCCAAU
Molecule: messenger RNA, 2445 nt
Organism: Owenia fusiformis
Lineage: Eukaryota; Metazoa; Annelida; Polychaeta; Sabellida; Oweniidae
Source: the annotation of a GenBank genome assembly